UUCUCUCCAGCAACACUUGCUCUUUUCUGCGGACACUUCUAGGUGUGUUUAACUGUGAUGGCGCCGCCUGACUUCAUUUUUAAUGCUUCAUAUUCCAUCUUUAUUUAAUUCAUUCUCAUAGGAAUCAUCGAAACAAGCCGCAGAUCCAGUGGUGUUGAUGUGUUACCGUUUUUUAAUCGCUUGGAAGUCUGACGCGCUCUAUACCCAUUGCGAACCGUGAACGCGGACCGAGCACCUGUCACUCACCGGUAAGACCCACCUAUUUGAAGAAUACACGACCAUGUACUAAAAUCGGUUAGGCCUUCAUCGCCGAGAAGCUAGUCCCCGGCAUUCCUUUUAUUUAAUUCCAAUAUCUGUGAGCUUUAGCCUAUAGCAAGUCUGUUUUCAUGCCAGAUCUGCAGCGCUUUAGUUUUCCAUAUCAUAGCAUGAAUCCUUUGUUGGGGGCCAACGCGCAUCCCCAACUGCCAGAGCAUCACAGCCAAGUCCCCCUCCACCCAGACUCCCCCUCGGGACUACUGCCACACGGCCACUUUGGCGCACAGGACCAGCAGACGUCCUUGCCGCUCAGUGACCACCCAGGGUUUGGGCCCGAGUCACCUGAAUCCAGAUUUCCUCUGUCGCCGCAGAGCACGUAUCUACAACAGCACCGACAUAGCCAGCAGCCACCACACACCCUGCACCGCCGCGGCGGGCCGCCGCCCCCUGCAGCCAUGGCUCUCAGGAACGACCUGGGCUCCAACAUCAGUGUCCUCAAGACGCUCAACUUGAGAUUCCGCUGCUUUUUGGCCAAAGUGCACGAACUGGAGAGAAGAAAUAAGGUUCUGGAAAAACAGCUGCAACAGGCCUUGGACGCCAACAAGAGUUGCAUGGACGGAGGCUUUAGUGACAGCAGGUCCCAGCAUACCCAGGAAACAGCGGUGCAGACGGGCUUCGUGGGGACGAUACCCCUUCGGCCAGGUUCUCUGCCCUUCCACAACACCAACAACUCCGCCCGGAGGCCCACGACACUUUUCACACCGCAGGCGCUGACGCCAAACAACACCGAAGAACACCCGCCGUGGAAUCCCGGAACCGAGUCAAACAACACCGCCAACCCGACAAUCACCGUCAGUCAGUGCACCCCGACCGCGCUCUCCCCUGGAAUUGGUGGUGGUGGUGGUUUCUCUGGUUCUAAAACCUACAACAACAGCUGUGGCACCUCAACCAACCCCCCUCCGAGGUUCCUGCCCGGUACUAUCUGGUCCUAUAACCACACUCGCAAGUACGGCUCCGGGGUCGAGCGGGUGACAAGCCCUGGGGUGUCCUGGUCCCACCCGGAUGGAGUCGGGGUCCAGAUUGACACCAUCACCCCAGAAAUCAGGGCCCUGUACAACGUGCUGGCUAAGGUCAAGAGGGAGAGGGACGAGUAUAAACGAAGGUGGGAGGAAGAGUACACCAUGAGAGUGGAUCUGCAGCAGAAGAUUGGAGACCUACAAGAAGAUCUGCAGGAGAGCGAGGGCUGCCAGGACGAGCUGGCAGUGCGGGUGCAGCAGCUGAAGGCUGAGCUGGUCCUCUUCAAAGGCCUCAUGAGCAGCAACCUGUCGGAGCUGGACAGUAAGAUCCAGGAGAAGGCCAUGAAGGUGGACAUGGACAUCUGCCGCAGGAUUGACAUCACGGCCCGGCUGUGUGACCUGGCCCAGCAGAGGAACUGUGAGGACGUGAUCCAGAUGUACCAGGUGCCCAGCGCCCAGCCGUCCCUGACCUCUCGACGGAAGACGCCUCUGUCCUUCAACAGCAGCGAGGGCGAGGAGCCAAUGAGCACCUCGGAGAGUGACCACGCCUCGGCCAAGGAGGAGGAACACUGCAGCUCCUCAGCCAAUCAAAUCAAUGAGGAGAUGCAGAGGAUGCUGAAUCAUCUGAGGGAGUGUGAGUUUGAGGACGACUGCGACAGUCUGGCCUGGGAGGAAACUGAAGAGACUCUCCUCCUUUGGGAGGAUUUCCCAGGGUGCACUCUGCCUCCUGAUCCCAUCCAACAUGCCGGAGAGCAGCAGGAGGAGAGCCUGGAGAAGGUAAUCAACGACACAGAGUGUCUGUUCAAGUCCCGCGAGAAGGAGUACCAGGAGACCAUCGACCAGAUCGAGCUGGAUCUGGCCACAGCGAAGAGCGACAUGAACCGCCACCUGCAUGAGUACAUGGAGAUGUGCUCCAUGAAGAGGGGCCUGGACGUGCAGAUGGAGACCUGCAGGAGGCUGAUCACCCAGAGCGGAGACACUGACGGUCCUGCUCCAGCCUCUGGUGAUGAGGGAGACCCAAAAGGGCCGGAGAAGACUUCAGCCUCUCCCCCGUCUCCCCCGUCUCCCCCGUCUCCGCCAUCGCCCCCAUCCUCUGGGACUGCCAAGUCCUGACUCCGGCUCCCCCUUGGAACCACACCCAGGAUGACCCCCCCCCCCCCCCUCCCCUCCCCUGGUUACCGUAACAACUCCGCCCCUGCAACACACACGGUGACGCCGCGCUAUCGCUACUUCUGGCUAGCUCCUUCCCUUUCUUUGAUUAAGCCUUUUGGUUUUGGCGUUUCUGUUUCAGACACAACGUCGGUUUACAGAGGCGAUUUGUUGCUGCAUCGAUUGUGGAUAUAAUGGUAGACGUGUGAGUUUCUUAGGCCUACUUUCCAGGCCGGUGUCACUGCCCUGAUGGAGGGACAGGAGUCUGGGUGGGUUAUUGCCUCAGUCGCAGUCUCUUGUCUGUCUGCAGAACAGAGCGUUAUGUCGUGGAUUGGAGUAGCGGUCGUGUUGUAUUAUAAAGACGCUGUCUUAUGUAUUUAUUGGAAUACGUUGUGUAACAUCACCUGGAUGCGUAGUUUACUUCGAAGUAGUCAUAUCACAAAGUGUGCAUCACCCAGUGUGUCAUUACAGAAGCUGGUGAAACGGUCAAAUAUUUACUGAACUCACAAACGCAAUCACGGUCACUGUCACCUGUAGGAUCACAGCAACUUCACAGUUCUGAGAAUUGGCUGUUUCUAAGCGGAUCAAUGUGAUCAAUAUUGGUAAUAGAUUUGGAUAUUUAAAAGGGAUGGAAAUUAUGAUUUGGAUAAUAAUGUAAGACUGUGUUAUAGAUAAACUACUAGUAUUCAGAAAUAAAACUAUGGCUGAUAACUGGUUCAAACGUAACGCAGACCUUUCGCUAUAACUAUCCAAAGUUUUUGCUGUACACACCUAUAUACACACACCGAAAGGAGAACCACAACACCACAACAGAGGCAGAGAGGAACUGCUUGUGCAACAGCGACUAUGUUUACCUUCCUCUGAUUCAAUUCCCACGCCCUUUUUCAACAGUCAUCCUUUCACUAGGACCGGUGUUUCCCUGAGUGAACCUUCUUUCAGUGACUGGAUUGUCCAAAACAUCUCCAGGUGUUGGCUCAAAGCCUGCAUGUACCUAGAUUCCGGAGAAGAUUAAAGCAACUGGGGGGUGUGGACUAAGUUGACUAAGUGAGCAUGUUUGUCUAAAGUUAUAAAAACUAAGCUGUUGUGUGUCAGUUUUGCCGAUGAAUGGUGGUAGAAAAUGCUGCCUUGCUGCUCAUUUGAGUCCGAUCACCAGGAAGCCAUGAUCUGCUCUCUGUGGCAACAGACUCAAAAGCUGGGAAAAAAAACACAAGAGAAGGGCAUUGACACUCAUGAGUCGUAUAUUCUGUACAGCUGUAUAAACAUAAAUGUCCUUGUUGUUGAUGUCCUUGUUGUUGUUGGUGUUUCCAAUGUGGAGAGGAAGCUGAAUGUGGAGUGCUUUGGAUUGAGCCGCAGGGUAAAGGGCCUGUCUGACUACCGGCUGUGAGAGUGAUUAGACAGUACAAGCCGGGUUCAUCUGCCCUGUUCUGUGACAAAGUGAUAUGACACAGUCCACUGGGUUAGCUUGUAGACAGAUCUAUCCAGCAUACAUCUGGGUGGACUCGCCCACUUGAGAUGUCAAUAAGUCACAGGGGCAGGGUCGAUUUUGACAUGGCCCGUAAUGUCUAAUUAAACUCACUGCUGGUGGGACAAUAGGGGCCAUUCGAUGUGUUCAAAACAACUGGAGCAGUGUCCCUAGAGAAUGAGAGAGAGGAUUGAGAAGAGGGCUAUGAAAUACAAAAUGUAGUGCCAAAAUAAGUUAACCAGAGCUGUUAAUUGCUGGGGGGAAUUUUACAAACUAUAAAAUGCUGCAUAAAGCUACUUCACCAAUGGUGCUUAACUGUAUAUAACUAAACCUAUUUUUGGGAGCUUGUUAACAUUUGCACUUAUCAAGCAAAAUGUAAAUUAAAACAUAUAAUCAGCACUACUACUCGUAAAAUGUAAAGUAUGUAUUUAUGUAUGAAAAAUAGGUAUCAGAAACGAAUGAAUGGGUAACUGAAAAUGUAGUUCAAUUCACUUAUCUUUUACAUGUUUAUGGGGUGUGGUAUAGGAGUGCAUUAAUACUGAAUCAUCACUGACAUGUGAUAGCUACACACUCACUAUCAUCUGCUAAUAUCUUGUUAUCAAACACGCGUUCCCUUGGAACUUCAACACAGAGUAAUUCAAUAUGGGAAUACUGGUAGAAACAUUUUUAGAUACUUCAUUAAGAUGCUCUCUUUCCAUAAUACUUAUUAACUACAUUCACAAAUGAAUUGCAUACUGAAGUAUACUCAUACUCAUACCGGGUCACAUCUGUGUGUCUCAAUCUGUGAAUUGGGACUUUUCUUCUACUGCUUUCUGCACUCAUUUACCGUGUCAACAAGGACAAACAAUAUGAUUGUUGAUUUGAAGGGUGAAAAAUCUAGAUAUUUGUUGUGUGUCCAUUUCGGCUUGGUUGAAAAGGAAGAAAGUCGUCAGCGAGAGUGUAUGCAGCAUAUUACGGAAGAGUUUUACCGCCAUGUAUUAGAAAAGCUUUUUUUUUAUAAAGUUGAAUUUAUAACACCAUCAUUUUAUUUCAUAUUCCAACUAAAUGAAUAACAGAAAAACAAUGUAGGAAGAAAAUGUCAUGACUGAAACAUAUCAAGAAAAUAUCCAUACUUUUUCAACAUACAUGGUUCUAAUACUCUUUCGUACCAUUUUAAGACAUUUUCUGGUUUAUUUGACUAUUCGGAGGGAGGCAGUCUCUGUAUGCAUGUGCCAGGUUGAAUGUUCCACGAGUGCUUUUUAGAGGACUUAUGCUACACAUACUUUUACUUGUUCACUUCACAAAGCAGUCAAACAAGUGUCUUAUUAGAGAGUUCAAAAUUUCAGAUCAUGUACAUACAGUGAUAAAUAAAUCAUGAAUGUGUAUGUGGGUGCAUUGUAAAGUCCUUUAAAAAUCGCUCAAAAGUGUAAAAAAAAAUGAAAAUGCAAAUGCUUAUGAAUAUUGUUGUAUGCUGGCUAUGAUAUGCAAAGGAAAUUGCUGGAUCUUGGAUCUUAUGUAAAGAUAAAAAAUUGAAAUAUGCCUUCAGUCACACACUUACAACGGCCUGUACCCAGUUUCAGUGGAAAGAUAAGCUGAUUAUGUCGUUUUACCAUCUGAAACUUAGGUUGCAAUGAGUAAGUGAAUAACUUUAUUGAUGUAAACAAAAAUGAUAUUGUCUACAUGCUCUGUACUUUGCCCUAACAGGAGUUUUUGAAAAACGGUAGGCCUUUUGUAAACCUUUACCAAGGAUAAUGUAGUCUUUAUUCUGGCAAGCAAAAUAAAGACUGCAUUACCCAUGAGCUGCAUUAUCCUGUUUAACAACCCUUCCAUUUGCCUUUCUGGCACCACAUUACUUUCAAACAUUUGACAGAUUUGAGAUGUUAUUGAUUGAAGUUGUUGACCAAUCACAUACUGACAUCAGGGUGAUGUAAUGUGUCGUUCCCCAAUCAGCAGACUGAUCCCCUAUGUGUCUGCCUUGGAUCUUGCUGUGGGGUUUCAAGGGGGGUCUGAUUAAAUAUCUCUAGAGUCUCACCUUGCGCUGGUGUCUGAUACUGUAAAUACUUGAGCACCUUUUGUCAAUGUUUUGUUUGGACAAGCGGUACUGGGAGUGUGUGACUGAAGUAUAGUAUACAAACAAAUAUACUAUGAAGCAGGUAUGGCUGAACCUUCAGUUGCAAAGCUAUUUGGUUUGAGGAGAAAUAAAGGAGAAGCUGAGCAAUAA
Messenger RNA from Gadus macrocephalus (Pacific cod), 6082 nucleotides. RefSeq names its product intermediate filament family orphan 1b (gene iffo1b). Bases 387 to 2384 code for a protein of 665 amino acids. The record is from RefSeq and is a predicted model, not a curated record. The transcript is spliced from 9 exons. NCBI's taxonomy places the organism in Eukaryota, Metazoa, Chordata, Actinopteri, Gadiformes, Gadidae.